AUGAAGUUCUUACCGCUCCCUGAAUUUGAGGAUAUCACGAGUUCCUUGAAUUUCGAUACCGCAGACUGCCACAUCACCGGAGGUUGCGACCUGUACACCACCAAGGCCGCCCGGUCCGACCGGAAACUGUACAAUCACAUCGAACAGUCGUUGGAGGCUCAAUACGAAUCCAUCCUUCGCCUGUCGGCUUCUUUGUCUCCACCCAAUGCCCAUGAUGCCGCCGAGACACUGAACCUGUCGCGAUCAAGCCCGUUCGGCCCUCUGAGCGAGCACUCCAGCCGCCGUACGUUUGCCUACCUCAUCGCCACGCUCAACGCGAGCCAUUCAGACUACGACUUCUCGCACGUGCUAAGACCUACGGAUUUUCGACGGGAGCGCCACCUCAAACGCGUGAUGAACACAGUCAACUCCACAUUGUUCAAUCUUCGCCCUCGAGAGUCAAUAGACAUGUCUCCUUCAUCACCGGGUACUCUUCCGGGCUCGUACAACUCCGGCUCGACCACGUGGGGCUCUCGGAUGUGGCAGAGUAUCGAUGAGCACAUGUCACUGAAAGAGUGCGCCCUCUACUCGUACUCUCCCGAAGAAGACCCUUCUGAUGCCGAUGAUGGUGCGAUUUGGAGCUUGCACUAUUUCUUCUUCAAUCCGCUACGUAAGCGAGUCUGCUAUCUCUACCUUCGUGCGAUCCCAAUCUUGAGCCACACGCCUCCCGAAGAUAACGAACUCAUCUCAACUUCGAUCGGCAAGCGCACGUUCGACGAUGGGUACCUGACCCCAGAUCUGAGCUCCAGCAAGCGAGCCCGGUACUGGUUUGGAGCCCAUACAGAGUCAUCGCUGCAUCGCGCUGAAAACCUGGAAGAUGACGAUCAAUAUAUCCACAGUGACGAGGAAAAUCAUUCCCGUCGGGGAAGCAGGGGUAUGGUGCGGGCGAUGAGUGAAGAGCUCGUGGAGAUGAUGGAAAUUUGA
Penicillium diatomitis is the source of this 963-nucleotide messenger RNA. RefSeq names its product RNA polymerase III-inhibiting protein MAF1. Gene Ontology annotation, biological process: negative regulation of transcription by RNA polymerase III. The record is from RefSeq and is a predicted model, not a curated record. Lineage: Eukaryota; Fungi; Ascomycota; Eurotiomycetes; Eurotiales; Aspergillaceae. Gene Ontology annotation, molecular function: RNA polymerase III core binding. The transcript has 2 exons. Gene Ontology annotation, cellular component: nucleus. The coding region runs from base 1 to 963 and encodes 320 amino acids.